Molecule: messenger RNA, 3429 nt
Organism: Callithrix jacchus (white-tufted-ear marmoset)
Lineage: Eukaryota; Metazoa; Chordata; Mammalia; Primates; Cebidae
Gene: KDM4F
Product: lysine demethylase 4F
Biological process (GO): chromatin remodeling; regulation of gene expression
Cellular component (GO): nucleus; chromatin
Molecular function (GO): histone H3K9 demethylase activity
Source: RefSeq, a predicted model, not a curated record
UACCUCCAACUGAGGAAACUCACAGGGCUGCAGGUGGAGCCUCACAAAUAAACCAUAGCAUUUUGAAAAAGAAAGGAACAGAAAGACAUUAUUCCCCAGCACUCAGAGGACACCUAAGAACUUGUGAGUCAGCUGUUUCUUGUGUGCAGCCAUGAAGUCUGUGCACUCUGUUCCCCAGAACACAGUUUGUAGCAUCAUGACUUUUUACCCAACCAUGGAAGAAUUUACAGAUUUCAACAAAUAUGUUGCUCACAUGGAGUCCCAAGGCGCACACCAAGCUGGCCUCGCCAAGGUAAUUCCACCCAAGGAAUGGAAAGCCAGAAAGACUUACGAUGGUAUUGAAGACAUCUUGGUCGCCACUCCCCUCCAGCAGGUGACCUCUGGGCAGGGAGGUGUGUUUACUCAAUACCAUAAAAAGAAGAAAGCCAUGACAGUCGGGAAUUAUCGCCAUUUGGCAAACAGUAAGAAAUAUCAGACUCCACCACACCGGAAUUUCGACGAUCUGGAGCAACAAUACUGGAAGAGCCACCCCGGUGAUUCACCAAUUUAUGGUGCUGAUAUUAGUGGCUCCUUAUUUGAAGAAAACACUACACAGUGGAACCUAGGACACCUGGGAACAAUUCUGGACCUGUUGGAGCAGGAAUGUGGGGUGGUCAUCGAGGGCGUCAACACCCCCUACCUGUACUUUGGCAUGUGGAAGACCACAUUUGCUUGGCACACGGAGGACAUGGACCUUUACAGCAUCAACUACCUGCACUUUGGGGAGCCCAAAACGUGGUACGCAGUGCCCCCAGAACAUGGCCAGCGCCUGGAAUGCCUGGCCAGCGAGCUUUUCCCAACAAUUUCCCAGGGCUGUGAGGCCUUCCUGCGGCACAAGGUGGCCCUCAUCUCUCCUACAGUUCUCAAAGAGAACGAGAUUCCCUUCAGUUGCAUGACUCAGGAGGCUGGGGAGUUCAUUGUGACCUUUCCCUAUGGCUAUCAUGCGGGCUUCAACCAUGGCUUCAACUGUGCAGAGGCCAUCAAUUUUGCCACUCCACGAUGGAUUGAUUAUGGCAAAGUGGCUUCACAGUGUAGCUGUGGGGAGGCGAGGGUGACCUUUUCCAUGGACGCCUUCGUGCGUAUCCUGCAACCAGAGAGCUACGGGCUCUGGAAACACAGGCAAGGUUCUGCCCUUGUGGAUCACAUGGAGGCCAAGGUUGCAGAGAGCCAGGAGGAGAGCACCUGGAGGGAGGACAUAGCACUUAGGAGAGCUGCUCUGGGCCUGAGGCAUCUCCCGAACUACAUAGCCAGCUGUCCCACACAGACUGUGCCCCCAGGGCUCAGUUACAACCCAAAGGGCCUUGACACCGGUGCUGUGCCAGAAUCUGAACUCCAAACCCUAGGGACAUCAGCCUGGGUUUUUCAUGCUUCCACUGGAAGGCAGGGUCCUUGUCGUGGCCGUGGCCAUGGUCCUUGUCGUGUUCGUGGUUGUGGUCUUGGUCGUGGUCUUGGUCGUGGUGGUGGUCGUGGUCUUGGUCGUGGUCGUGGUCGUGGUCGUGGUCGUGGUCGUGGUCGUGGUCAAGGUCGUGUUCAUCGAGAACUGGGAACUGAGGAGACAACUGUCCAAUCUGCAGCCAAGAGGCACCUCUCAGUGGGGAUAUGGAGCACAGUUCAAGGCCGCAAACCUCACUUCCAGUACCCUGAUGAAACUUUGAUGGACAAACCCACAUCUUUGAGCAGGGGCCUUCUGCAUCUUGCCAAGCCUUCUGGCUGCUGCUGUGCCUCUGAUCUUCAACCCUUGGGGCCCCCACUGGAUCCUGACGAACCGAUGCACCCUGGCCCAUGCCUGCCGUCCCUUGACAGCAUUGUUAGUAAUCUCCCUGAUGUCCUCAUCACUCCUCCCAAUGUCACUGUGCCUUUGAUUAAGUUGCCCACGGACACGGGUGGGGACCAGAAAACCAUGCUGAACCUGGCCAAUGUUGUAGCACUGGACCACUCUUAUGCUUCUAGGGUUCUGUUCCCAACUAAGUUUUCCAGAAUUUCCUGGGCCCCUGAUUCAUCUGCUAGGGCUAAAACCAGACAGAGAUAUGCCACUGAAUUUGGAGACAUUUUCCUCUAAAGCAUGAUUAGUCCUCUGAACCCACAGCUAUGAAAUACGGUGCCAAAUGUCAAGUGAUAACUCCUGCUUAUGCCAACCCCAGGAACCAGAGAAGAUUCCCGUUCAGCACAAUUCUGGCCUGGGCUUCUCCCCAGUGAAGAUUUUUUACCUCCAAUAACUGACACAUUUCCAAGGCCCCCAGAUAUUUUCUCCUACUGUGACAACCAGGGCUCCCAGCAGCCACUGAAGUUCCCACCCUAAAGGUUGCCACAGGUUGUUGUAGUACCUCUCAGGGACUCUCUGUCUACUCCUAAUCAUUGUGCCUGUGGCCUUCAUCAUGGCCCAGAUGCCAUGGACAGCACUCAUUGCUGAAGUCCCCUCAGGAUACCUCCCUUACUGCGGUCCAGAUCCCACAGUAAUUUGGACUCACAUUGGAUGGUGCUAAGAAUCUGACUGAGCCUUUCAUUUUUACCUCAUCUGGUUCUCUGUUUCUCUGACCCUAGGUUCCGCUGGACAUUGCUACAGCCCCAGUGAGGUUCAGGGCUUCUCACAGUCCUUCAACUGCAGCAUGCCCUUUACCCCAGGCUGCCAUCCACUGCUCAUGCACAAACUAGACCUUUAGACCAACUGAGUCUGCUCAUGAAUUCAUGGCCCCAGAGAUAUUUUGUAAUGUUAUUGAUGUUUAUUAAAUUUGCAAUCUCUAGUGUAUAACUGCAAAGUAAAGAAAAUCUUUAAUACAUGUUUUUAAAAUUAGAAUUACAUAAAGUGAUGUAUCAAAAAAAGUGAUGUAGAAAAGUGUUUGAGAUAAAGUAAUGGGCAAAAUUAUAUCUAGCAAAGAACAAACAUAAAAGUAAAGUCACAAAUUUUAAGUUUAGUCUAAGUUGAAUGAAGACCAAAGGUACAUAGAAGGCUUCUCUUCAAUGUAAAAGGCUAGAUUUCACAAUGAAACUGCAGCACUCCUGAAUAUUGAAGUAAGUUUGAUAAAGUAUGACUUUACUAUAUAAAACAGAAAAAGACUCAGUAAACACAGGUACGUUGAAGUCACUGACAUGGUUUGAAUCUAAAUCUCAUGUGGAACUGUAAUGCCCCGGUGCUGGAUUUAGGGCCUGGUGGGAGCUGACUGGAUCAUAGGGGCAGUUUCUCAUGAACUGUUACACACCAUCACACUGGUGUUGCUCUCCCCUUAGAAUUCUCACAAGGUCUAAUUGUUUAAAAGUGUGUAGCACAUCCUCACCAUCUCUCUUGUUUCUGCUCCAGCCAUAUAAGAUGUGCCUGCUUCUUCACCUUCUGCCAAGAUGGUAAAUUUCUUGAGGCUUCUCCAGAAGCAGAAGUUUCUAUGCAGCCUGCAGAAC